GUACAGUAAGCUGUCAGAAGCUUGUUGCUUAAAUCUGUGCAGUGACACAAAGUCCGCAGGAAACAACCAGCGUCAAAUCUGGGGACGAGUGGGAACUGAAGUGCGGUUGGAUUCAUCUCUCCCGGGGUCAACCUGACACCUCGGUGUCCGCAGCUUCAGUCCGGUGCCGCCGCGUCGUCUCUGCCCGAGCUGCUGCGUGAUCGCCGUCUCCUCCGGGAUGAUGAGAUCACCAGUAGAAAGUGCCUUUGAGAAGAUAUCCCCAACUUGAAGUUGAUCCAUGUACAUCGGUCUGUGUCUAUGCUGUUUUUAAGACCAGACUCAAGCACCAGCACAGGAUACCUCAGCUGCAAGCACUUCACCACCACUUUGCACAGUUUUAGCACCUGAUAUUUUGCUAGAAUAGAGCCAUAAUUGUGAAUUAUGACCUGAGAAUUACUAAACGAACAAGUCUACACUAAAUUUCCCUCACUUGACUGAUAUUUAUGGACAAUAUACACUUGGACUUGACAUUAAAAAAACACAACCACCUUUAUUUCCCAUUGAUGGGAGAUUUCUCGGCUAUCUCAUCUUUCUGUUCCAGCUGAUGGAGGACUCACCAGGUUGUCUUAAAACAGGACUUGGUUCUUACGGUCAACCUAAAGCUUUCAGUGCAUGAGGUGCACAACAACAAGACUGACUUUUAAAAUUUAAUGCACGAGUAAAACCUUUGGACAUGGCGUUGAACCUCUCUUCAGUAAGAGACACAAAAUGGCUAACUCUGGAGGUGUGUCGGCAGUUUCAGCGGGGAAACUGUUCUCGUAGGGAUGAGGAAUGCAAAUUCGCUCACCCGCCGAAGAGCUGCCAAGUUGAAAAUGGUCGCGUUAUCGCCUGCUUUGAUUCUCUGAAGGGCCGAUGCUCAAGAGAAAACUGCAAGUACCUUCAUCCACCUUCGCACUUAAAAACCCAGUUAGAGAUAAAUGGGCGCAACAAUCUAAUCCAGCAGAAGACGGCCGCAGCUGUACUCGCCCAACAGAUGCAGCUUGUGAUCCCUGGACCAAGUCUGCAGCCUGUGGGACUUGGCACAAAUCCCGGUCUUGGUUAUGGUUCAUACAUGACACCAUUAAGCCAUGGAAUGAACCUGGUUCCCUCAGACAUCCUCCCCAGCCCCUCAGUUCUUGUUCCUGGGAGUCAAUCUAUGACAGUCCACAGUUCUUCUUCUUCCUCCUCUUCUUCUCCCUCACAGAAGCUGCAGCGUUCAGACAAACUAGAGGUCUGUCGUGAGUUUCAGAGGGGAAACUGUGCGAGAGGGGAGACAGAUUGCCGUUUUGCUCACCCCAGCGACAGUCCCAUGAUUGACACCACUGACAACACUGUCACUGUUUGCAUGGACUAUAUCAAGAGCCGCUGCUCCCGGGAGAAGUGCAAGUAUUUUCACCCGCCUGCACACUUGCAGGCUAAAAUCAAGUCCAGUCAACAACAAGUCAGUCAGUCAGCCGUCGCAGCCCAGGCCGCAGCUGCAGCCGUGACUCAGUCGACUGCCAAAGCAAUGAAGCGACCCCUCGAGGCAACUGUAGACCUGGCCUUUCCCCACAGUGUCCUGCAAUCCCUACCAAAGAGACCAGCCCUAGAGAAGAGCGGCUGGGCCAGCUCUCUCCUUAGCCCCAGUUUUUUGCACUACCAUCAGGCUCUGGCCAAUGCGCAGCUGCAGCAGCCUACGACAGCAUUUUACCCCACAGGGUCUGUCUUUUGCAUGGCUCCAGCUAACAGCAUUGUCCCCAUGAUGUACAGUGCUACGCCUGCUACUGUCUCUGCAGCAACUACUCCCGCCACAAGUGUCCCCUACGCAGCAACAGCAACAGCCAAUCAGAUCAUCCUCAAGUAACCACCAGAAACAGGAGUCAGUGCCACAUUGCUGCUGUUAAAGGUCCCAAACAGCCGAUCUGUAAAUACUCUGUGAACGCCACACACCACACACAACAAGCUGCAUGCUGAUAAACAUCACUGGUGGAAAACUUGUAGACUCAACUUUAAUCUAUGGUAAUAAAUGACAUAAGGAUUACUAGGAUUAUACUCUGUUAGAUAGAUGUCACAGAAGAUUAUUGUAUGUGCAUGCCUUUGCACCAGAAUUAACAUGCAUCCUCAGUAAUGUGCGGAACAUCCUGGUUCCUAUUUCCGAAACCAAUUCUGACAUGGUCAGAGGUGCGUUCAGCCUCUUAAUGAGUGAAAUCCACCAUGUCUCCAAUUCUCUUAUCACAGCCUCAUGACUAAAAAUGAGCUUUUCUUGACAAAGUCAAACAGGAAACAGAUGGAAACCAGACCAAAAUUGAUUUCACUCACAAUUGUAAGUUACACCAAAAGUGUACAAGGUGAACAUUGCACAUCCAGUCUGAGAUCAGUUUUCAGUGUGUCCACAGAACAUGUUAAUGCCAGGUGUCGUGGGGACCUAUAUUGGAUCUUUUUCAAUUUUAUCAACAUAUAUUUCUUUCUUGAAUGUCUCAUGUAACCUAGGGUUUUCACAUUAAUGAUUGUUUGUCUAGUGCCAGGUUUCAUUAUUUUAAGCUUACUCAUAAAAAGCACUUGUUUUAACUUUAAACUCAAAUGUAAAGAUACAUUUGACAGCAGGCUGUGGGGGUAGUCGGUCUGUGUUUUUUCCCUAGUUAUCCCCAGAAAGCAGGAUCAGUGCUCCACCUCCUGGUGUGCCUUUGCAUUGCAUAUACUGUACAUAAUAUUUGUUGGUAGGAAGUAAAGCAGCAGUAAUUCAAACUGUUCAUUUUCCCCACCUUCGUUAUCCCAAAAAAAGAAAAACUUUGUGGGUUAUUGGACAAGGUGAUAUGCCGUUUUAUUGAUGUAUCCAGGUGGUGGUUUUCUCUUCUGGGGCAGGUCUCACAAAGAUAAUCUUUGACUGGGUCUUAAUUAGAUCAAACUUAUAACUUACAAUAGUCAGACUUCAAAUUGAUCUUUGAUUCUUUGUUGUACAAAGCUGUUUAGAUAUUUACUCUAUGAAGUGGGACUAAUGGGUAAAUUAAGAUCUUUCGUCAGGUCUCUGUUCUGUUCAGCUUGAAAAUCUUGUACUCAGUGUCUCUUAUCACUCGGGUUUAGUAAAGUGUCCAUGAGCAAAAAGAAAAUUAAUCCAACACUGCUUUAUAUUUCCAACUGAUUACUUCCCUUUCUUAUAUCUCAAACCACAAAUUUAAGUCCUGACAACGGUAUCGGUGUCUUUUAGUCCUUGUGGGCUGGGAACUUGUAUGUGCAUGAAAAAUAUAACUCAUCGGCCUCAUGCUACAAACCAGUCUGAAAGAUCUCUGUGAAACCAGCCACUGGCUUGAAGACGAGCCUCCACAGCCAUUCUAGUUAACUCAGUAACAGGGUGAGUGAGUACUGUGUGACUCUUGUGAUCCUAUAAAGUUUGAGUUGAAUGGUGUGUGAACUGUUAGUCUUACUACGACAGUCAGUUGUCAGUACUGUAUUAUUUGAAAUUUACAAGUGCCUAAUGAAUUCUGCAUGCAAUUACAUCAAAGCAUAUUUAAAAAGGGUUUGUGUGGAAAAACUGUUCAAUUAAAUCUACUCAACUUAACUCACAGUUAGGAAGAACUAUUUAGCAAUGCCAUGUCAGUGCAUUAGUAUGUUGUGUGUGCACCUGUUUAGAUUUAGUCAAAUAAUUUUCACUUUUGUGAAAUUCACUCAGAUGUGUAUGUACUGUAUGUACAAUGUAUACGAAUCAAUAUUCAGCUUACUUUUUAUUUAGUUUCACCAUUAAGAGGAUUAAGUAGUGUUGAAUUAGUUAAAUGCACACAGUAAAAUACUUUAUGUAUUAAAGUAGAAUCUAAGUGAGUAGACAUUUUGGUGAAGUGUCGUGUAUGAGUGGCACCACGAUAUGCAAUUGGCCGUCUUUGUCUUUGUUUUAAGAGCAAGCAGAGGUGGCGUCAUGUCUCCUGAAGUGAAAAACUGAUGUUAAAAAUAGUUUUUACUCAUAUGAAUGUUCUCUUGAACAUCUUUUAUUUAAGUUUUAGUUCCCUGUUUUGCCGUGUGUGAAAAUAUCAACCUUUAUUUUUAUUGCUUUCCGAAGUCUUUUCAAGUGUUUUUCAAAAUGUGUGUGUACACGUGUGAGUAACAGACAAUCCACCAAGAGAAACUGCAUUUGUUGACUUUUUCAUUAUGUAUUUUCAUUGUGAAAAUGUACACAUUAUUGGAUAUGAAUAUAUGGAGUAUACUUGCAUACAGUAUUUUACUAGUUUAACCUUAGCUAAGAACACAUUUAAAAUGUAUUCACUUCUAUUUUACGAUGAAUGUAAUUUAUUAAAGUGACGUUAGCUCUGCCGCAGGUUCCUCAAAGGGCCAUGAUCUGUUGUUUUAGCCUUUAAGUCGUCUCUGUUGAGGGAUCAGAUGUUGGAGCAAAGAGAAGCUUCAGACAUUUCAUCCUUGUUACUGCCUUGUCACCUGUGAGGGAAAACAAACCUUUGUAUGAUCGAGGCAAUGGAAUAGUUUUUAUGUAAAAGAGUGUAUCGUACGUACCACAUUUUCUGUUCACUCCUCACAAUAACACAUUAGAUUGUACCGUCAGAUGUUUGACUUUAUUAAGCCAUGGUGAAACACUGUAAGUGAGCCAGUGCAUAAAGAAAUAAUCGGAAUUUAUUUGUUUUACAUAGUUUCCUCUGUAUGUCAACAUCUAAAAAAAAAUCCACCGCAGA
Molecule: messenger RNA, 4667 nt
Organism: Paralichthys olivaceus (Japanese flounder)
Lineage: Eukaryota; Metazoa; Chordata; Actinopteri; Pleuronectiformes; Paralichthyidae
Product: muscleblind-like protein 2a
Biological process (GO): regulation of RNA splicing
Cellular component (GO): nucleus
Molecular function (GO): metal ion binding; RNA binding
Source: RefSeq, a predicted model, not a curated record